This is a messenger RNA of Marasmius oreades (fairy-ring Marasmius), 779 nucleotides long. RefSeq lists its product as uncharacterized. Bases 45 to 281 code for a protein of 78 amino acids. The record is from RefSeq and is a predicted model, not a curated record. The transcript has 4 exons. NCBI's taxonomy places the organism in Eukaryota, Fungi, Basidiomycota, Agaricomycetes, Agaricales, Marasmiaceae.
CGGAGGCGCUCUAUCUAACGAACAACCACCACGACCACCACAUCAUGGCAGUCGACGCAGACACAAAAGCCGCUAUUCAAGCUAAACUUGAAGCUCGCGAUGCCCACCUCCGUGAAUCCUGGGUUCGCGCUAUGGAGACUCGAUUGGUUCGAGACGAGCUUGAAAAAUGUCAAAAGACCGAAGGGGUAAAUCAUUAUGAGAGCUGCAAAUGGCUGGCAGAUUUGUAUCUAGACAAGCUGCGGGACAGUAGGGUGAAAGGGUACAAACAAAUUGAUGUUUGAUAUUAUAGAGCACGAAUACCGGUACAAUUUUGCGAAUAACUGAAAUCCCAAGAACCGCUCGAGCUCUUCCGUGCAUGUUGAAUACCUGGAUUACAAUCGUCGAGACGCAAUGCCCUUUCCUCUUGGUCCCAGUGAAUAAUGGUUUCCGAAGCCGCAACACACUGCCGUUCAAUUAGAAUACAUCGGUCAGGUAAAGAUCUGGAUCCGAAAAGACCUAUUGUGGAACACAGGAACUGAAAGGACUCAGCAUGCCUCUUGUCCCGACUUCCAGUAUCCGUCAAUGAGAGAGCGUGGACUUCUAUCAACUCGUAAAUCCUUCUACGUCCACGUUGUAUGUUCCAUUAGUGUCCAUUGGUGAUCUACAGGCCCGGUGCUCUGAUCCGGGCGAAUUAGACCUUCAAGCGAGUUUGGAUUCUUGAGUUAGGAGGGGUAUUGAUUUCUGACAUGUUCCAUAUCAUUUCUACGUCAGUUGAAUACGUACCUAUUUAUCUAUCUGCC